UGGACGCUUGGCUCUUAAACUUAUUUCCUGGUGGCUCCUGUGUUUACUAUGGCUGCAUUCAAUAGAUAGUGAAACGAGGCUGUGAUUUCAGCAUGCAAACGAAUCAACAACUGCGUUAAUGAUGGUAAAUGGACAUUUCGCGCUGAUUUACAAAGAGACCGAGAGCGCAAACGAGACUGGACAGGAUUUAUCGGGCUAACCGCCAGAUAGCCAGGUUUACCAUACGUUUGACACAGCUCCAUGUGCGGCCGGACACUGCGCCUUCUUUAGUGUUUGAAACAGCAACGAGUUAAAUAUUCUCAUACCACUGGCGGCGUAUCUCUGCGGGGUCGUAGAACGAAGGGUUGUCCCAGUCGGCUUACUACAUAGGCGAAGUUGAGAACAGCCUAACUACUACCAGACACAGACCUCUACAGCUCAAGUAUGACUGGCUCCGAGAUGGACGUGAACGUCACCUUCGAGAUGAACUCAACCUUCGAUUACGUUGACGACUAUAAGAUGGCAACGUGCGUCCCGGCGCACGAACCGGUCUUCAUCCAGGUCAUGUUUUACGCCGCUCUGGUGCUUGGACCGCUUGGGAACGCAUUGGUUCUGGCUGUUCUCUGGCAGAAAAGACGCAGCUGGAGUGUGACCGACACCUUUGUGCUCAAUCUCGCACUGAUGGACAUUCUGCUGCUGUUGAGUCUGCCGUUUUGGGCAGUGAAUGCUAUUACUGGAUGGACUCUCGGGACCAAAUUUUGCCAGUUUGUUGCUGUCAUGUUUAAGAUGAACAUCUACUUCGGGAUGUUCCUGCUACCCUGCAUCAGCGCCCAUCACUUUCUACUGAUUGUGAGGAACUUCCGCGUGUACUCGCUGGAGAGGUUGUGGGCACCUCACGCCACCUGCCUGGCCGCGUGGCUGGCCUCCUUCCUCCUCUCCAUCGGGGACUGGAUCAAGCUGGAACAAGUCAGGGACCCCGCGUACCUGGACCGGGAGUGGUGCCCUCUUGCCAUAUCCAGGAGUCGUGGAGGCGCCGGUGUAUUCCUUACAGUAGCCGUCAUCGUGGUGGUCGGCUACGCCUUGCUGCUGGUGUAUCUGCAGAGCCGAAACGGAGCCAAGGAUAAGAAGCAGACUAAGAGGCGAAAGGCUGUGUGGCCCAUCCUGGCCCUCACGGCGGUCUUCUUCCUCAGCUGGGCGCCCUACAACAUGGCCCUGGUGGCGGAUCCCCACCCGUCCGGAGCCGACGACUGCCCCGAGAGCCAGCGCACGGCCAAGGAGAUGGCGUUGAUCGCCACGGCCGCCGUGGGCUGCAUGAUGUGCGUCGCCAAGCCUUUCCUCUACCUCCUCCUGACCAGCGUGUUCCGGACGCGGGCGCUGGACCUGCUGAGGUGCCGCAGCAGCCAGCAGACCGAUCACAAGGUCUCGCUGUGGGACUCCGGUGGCGAGGAGGAAAAAGAGGAGGAUGGUGACGCUGCUGAUCAGCAGAGAUUUACACAGAACAAAUGUUAAGACUGUCAGGCAGAGUUUUUUUCAGGGAAAUGAAAUGAAGAGGACACAGAACGGAGCUUUUACAUGUGCACAAAACUUGACCAUAAUGGAGAUGUUUAAAGAUGUCUACAUGUGGAACUUGGGACACAGAGCGGAACUUUAACAUGUGCACAAAAUUUCAGUCAUAAUGGAGAUUUUUAGGGAUGUGUACAUGUGGAACUUUGGCAUUUGGGAUGUCCUCCACAUCACCUGUUGACCUAACAGGCAGGUGGUAUACCUGUUCCUUUCAGUUCCGUGUUGGACAUUCGAGAUCAGCAAACAGCUAUCCAGUAGCAUGCAUGACCUUGUCUAGUUUCAGUUGCAAAGUAAACAAACAAAGCACAACCUGUGGAAAGUCACGAGGUUAGGCAGAGAAAUUAGAACANAGGGAGAAGGGUCAGUCUCAUUGGUUCCCAUUGUAGCCAGUUAGCUUUGCAUGCAUACUGCAGUAACGAGCGUAGGCCAGUCCUUCAUGUGGGAAAAUGUAUGGAAUGGAAAGGGGAACCCAUGCUAAAUACAUUGCUACUGCCAUUUCCAGUCACAAAUAUUAUCAACAAAACAUUCCUGGUAAGCACUAUGACUGUUGUUUAACAAUAGGCUGUAUUGACAAAUCGUUCAGGUGUGUAGUUUUACAGCAGGUUAGAAGAUUUCAACCUGUACUCGCUAGCAUCGUGCAAAUUUUUAUCGGUUUGGCCGCAUAAAAAUUGAGCUUUGUGACCCAGU
Molecule: messenger RNA, 2229 nt
Organism: Engraulis encrasicolus (European anchovy)
Lineage: Eukaryota; Metazoa; Chordata; Actinopteri; Clupeiformes; Engraulidae
Product: C-X-C chemokine receptor type 3-like
Exons: 3
Coding region: 424-1488 (354 amino acids)
Biological process (GO): calcium-mediated signaling; cell chemotaxis; G protein-coupled receptor signaling pathway
Cellular component (GO): external side of plasma membrane; membrane
Molecular function (GO): C-C chemokine receptor activity; C-C chemokine binding
Source: RefSeq, a predicted model, not a curated record